Microthlaspi erraticum is the source of this 828-nucleotide messenger RNA. Lineage: Eukaryota; Viridiplantae; Streptophyta; Magnoliopsida; Brassicales; Brassicaceae. The record is from the annotation of a GenBank genome assembly.
AUGAAGAACCAAGCGAUGAAGAGGCUUCCCUUGUGCCACGGCUCAAAGAAACCAGACUUCGCCGUCGAAAAAGCUGAAGGAGAAGGCUGCCGCAACGUCUUCAUCUCCAAAACCAAAGCCGCAAAGUCUCGAUCUACCGGUGAAGAAAGUCUCCGGCUCGAGCUAUCUGAAGACAUUGGCUCACUAUUCACUGACAAUGAGAAGGCAGAGUGGGCUGAGAUCUACACGAUUGGGAUGACUCCAUGUUAUGCAUCCUUGGUCAUUAUUGCGUCUCACAACUGGAUGCCUUCAACUCAUAGCAACCAUGUGUCUGAGCAGCGAGCUAAGCUUAUCUACAAGCUAUCCACUGGAGUUAUAGUUGAUUUUGGUCAGUUGGUAUGCAAGCGCCUCUCUCUCCUUGAUGAUGAUGUACUCAUUUCGUCCUCUUCACUAUCAAAGGAUAAGCGCUCUGGGAGAGUACAUAAGCGCGAAGAGAGAAUAAGAAGAAGAAGAAGCAAGCAGACCUUCUACAUCUCGGGUCCGAUCGACUCAGUGCCUGCAGCACAGUCUACAUCAGAGGCUUCAUUUACUGUGGAUCUUGGUUCUGUUCGCUUUCCUACUCCUCCGAUUCAACCAGCAGCUGCGAUUCAGGCGCUCCAGGACAUCGUCUACACUCUCCAGACCUUCACAGACAGUUCAGGGCUUCUCGCCAACCUCAAGGUGCUUGUAAGACACAAAGCUAAAAAGGGGGAGAUUGAAGAUGCAACUGGUUUGACGCAGAUCGUGAAUCAGUCAGGAAGUGCAUCAGGACGUAUGGACGGACAUGUAGCGGAGCUAAGCGGAGCUUAA